AGCCGCCGUAGGAAGCCCGGAAGUGAAAACAUGUCCGUGAGACGUCAGUUCUCACGCCCAUGAGAAGCUCUGCAGCUGCUGUCAGUGCAUUAAAGAGUUACACAGAGAGACGGGACAACGCGAUAUUCACCCGGACACAUGUUCAUCGGAUGUGUUUGUGCAAAAAAUGGCCUCCAAGGUGGUUUAUUCGCAUAGAGAUCCAAUGCUGAAGAAGAGGGAUGACUUUGAGGACAUGCUGGAGGAGAGGAGGACAACCAGUGACCUGAGAUACGCGCUCAAGUGUUACACUCCUGCUCUCUAUAAAGGACUGACGCCUUGUAAAUCCAGCGAACUCAAAAACAUGGUGCUGCAGUCGGAUCAGCUGCUUUAUGUCAUCAAUCAGCUUUCCAAAGAGACGGGCACGUCAACAGACGAGAUCGAGGCGGAGGCAUCGGCCAUCUUGGAGGAGAUGGCUCACCGCCUGCAGCUCAGCACAGUCCGCUUCUUUGCUUUUGCCCUCAGCAAAGUCUUCAAGACUGUGUUCAGGAGCAUCUGCGUCAACGAGGAGGGCAUCCAGAGACUCCAACAGGCCAUCCAAGAACACCCGGUGGUUCUUCUACCGAGUCACCGCAGCUACAUGGACUUCCUCCUCAUGUCAUACAUCUUAUACACGUAUGAUUUAGCUCUACCAGUCAUUGCUGCCGGCAUGGACUUCAUGGGGAUGAAGGUCGUCGGCGAGAUGCUGCGCAUGUCCGGAGCUUUCUUUAUCCGGCGGUCGUUUGGGGGAGAUAAACUUUACUGGGCUGUUUUCUCGGAGUACGUCAAGAUCAUGCUGAAGAAUGGGUAUGCGCCAGUUGAGUUCUUUCUUGAAGGCACGAGAAGCCGAACGGCCAAAUCCCUGACUCCAAAGUUAGGUCUGCUGAAUAUCGUGCUGGAUCCCUUCCUGAAGGGAGAAGUGUUCGACGUGAACCUGGUCCCGGUCAGCAUCAGCUACGAGAGGAUCCUGGAGGAGACGCUCUAUGCCAGAGAGCUGCUGGGCGUCCCCAAGCCCAAAGAGUCCACCUCAGGUUUGUUUAAAGCCAGGAAGAUCCUGAGUGAGGACUACGGCAGUAUCCACGUGUAUUUCGGUCAGCCUGUUUCUGCUAGAAGUUUAGCUGAAGGCAGAGUUAACCGCUCACAGUUCAACCUGAUACCAAGGCACAUCCCCAGGAAGCCUGCAGAGGAAAUCCAAGACUUCGUCAACGACUCGGCCUACAGGUUGGUCCGAGCUCAGGAGGAGAACAUGGUGCUGAAGCCCUGGGUCCUCCUGGCCUCCUUGCUGCUCCAGAACCAGGCUGCUGGGAGCAAACAGGGGAUGCAGCUGGAGGAGCUGACGGACCAAGCCGUGUGGCUCAGGGACCUCUCCCGGCAGUUUGGAGCCUUCCUUCACUGGCCUGACAACAUUCCUCCCUCUAAAGUCGUUUCCUGCAGCCUUUCCCUCCAUCAAAGCCUUGUGAGGAUCUCUGAGGGAAGAGUCCAGUUGACUUUAGAACAAGCAGGAGGUCGAGCGGAUCCAGGGUUGCCUCUGCCUGCGGUGACGCCAGAGGAGGAGCUGCUGAACCGGGCCGUCAUCGUUCUCUCCUGCGCCUCCUACAGGAACCAGGCGCUCCAUGUCUUCAUCCGACCCGCGCUGCUGGCCUCCGCCGUCCACGCCGCGUCCGUCAACAGGAAACAGGAGAUCUUUAACACCUUCAGCUUCUUAAGGAACAUGUUUUCUGACGAGUUCAUCCUUCGCCCUGGCGCUGAAGUGCAGGACUUUGAAGAGGCUUGUUACCUUCUGGUGAAAAGCGGAGCUCUGCAGAUCAACCAGCAGCAGGUUCUGGUCACGGACAGAGGUCACAGGACGCUGGCCUUUCUCACAAGUAUCCUGGAUCCUUUUGUGCAAGGAUAUCAGAUGGUGUGCAGGUUUCUUUGUGAGGAGGCCGCCGAGGGUCUGACUGAGAAACUGUUUGUUCCUGCAGUACGGAAGUUCAUCACCAAACAUCUUCUAUCAGGGAGAUUAAAAUACGCUGAGGUUUUAUCAUCGGACCUCCAGAAGAACGCCUUAGCAGCUUUACUGAGACUUGGAGCUGUGCAGAGACUCAGAGGAAGAGGUGAGCAGGGGGCUCUAAAGGUCAACACGGUGAUGGUGAACUCACUGGAAGACACUCUGGGAGGAAAACUCCCCACUCAGAAGCCCGUCGCUGCCCGGCUUUAAUACAUUGACCUAUACAUUCAGCGCAGCGUGGCGGUGUCGCUCCUCUUAAAGCGGAAACUUGAACCGGUUUUUGUUCAAACUUGUUUUUUCUCUUCUCCUCUGAUGUUUUUCAGGCUUUCAAUUAGGCUUUUUAUAAACCUGCAUUAACACCGGAUGAAUGAGGUCUAAAAAGGUUUAACCAGUGAAUAACGGAGAACGUCUGAAUUAAUUCAGGAGGAUGCCCGUUCCCUGUUCUUUGUCAUUGCUUUUUACAUGUUCUCUCACCUUCUUGAGUGGCUUUUAUUUGUCUUUAUAUGAGUCGGCUCUUCCUCUGUCUGCUUUUUCUCCUUUUUGAGGCACUUUUCUGGAUCUACUAAUGCAGUGUGGUGUGGACCUAUAUAUGUGACAGUUUAUUAUUAAACAAUCAAAUUCAGAAGUUUGCAUACAGUCAGUGCUGGCAUGAAUUACCGUUUUCCUGGGUCCUUUUUUUAGGGUGGAACAACUAUAUUUUUAAAAAGACUUGAGUGCAAAUUUAUGAUGCAUUUUCUCUAAUUCAGUUAUAACUUCUCAGUUAUAACUACAAUGUAGCUUGGCUCAUAGCAUUUGGUUAAUUAUAAUCGACAAUAUGCCCAUUGUAGCUACUGACAAGCUUCUGGCACAGUUCUGUUUGCAUGUGUGCCCACUCCUCUUAGAAUCAGGAGAGUUGGUUUUAAAUUGGUUUGUUUUCUGGUGCAGGCCAGACUUUUAACGACAGUCUGCACAUUUUCUACUAAAAUGGGGUCUGGGCUUUCUCAGAAGCUGUUUCAUCCACUUUAAAACUGGUUUGGUUGUGUGUUUGAGGUCAUUGUCGUGGCGGAUCACCCAUUUCUGUCCAAGUUUCAGUCAGCUAGCGUUUCAAUUUAGGUGAAAGAAUAUCCAUAUGGUGCAACAUACCAAUGGCAUCUAAACCGGCCCACAGCAUGGCGCUGCCACCACCAUAUUUAAAGUAUAGGGCGCAGUCUGUUUAGGUUUGAAAGCCUCAUUUUGACUUCUUCAAACAUGCUUAAAUUUCAGUUAAGCUUUUAGGGGAUUAUUGGAGAAAAUUAGCUACUUUCUUGGUCUGCGUCAUCGAAGUGGCUUCGCUGUGAACCGUAACACCAGUUUUCCAGUUUCCACUAGUAGCAGGAGCACCAGAGAUCGCCUUGAGCUUCUUUGGGUCCCAGUAGAGCUGCACAAUAUGUCGAAUGUCACUCGACAUUGCAACAUCAGUGGAUGCAGAGUUGGAUUUGCAAAUGAGUUCUUGGAUGUAAUAUUUGGUAGGAUAUUGUAUUUUGAGUGCCUUGCACCUUAAUCUUUGGUAGGAUAGACUUUCACUGAGUUUGUUGCCUAUAUUUCAUGUAUAUUUUUUAGCGCUAAUGCUCAUGGAGGAAAGUUGUGACGAAGGAAAAGAGUUAAAAAAAUGUGGCUUUAUCGAUAUCCUCAUUGCAAUAUUCAGGAACAGCAACAAGUUUAAAUUUUUUCCUCUCAUCAUGGAGCCCUAGUUCCUGCGUUGCUCCUAACAACUUUCCUUUCAACGGACAUGGACGUCUUUAGGUCAGGUGGCUUUACACUUUAGGGUGUUCUAACACUUCAUUGAGAUCCGAUGCACAUCCAAACUGCUGUUUUUUUACUGGAUAAAACACUGAAGUUAGCCUCAAUCCCAUGGUUAAAAGUUGGGUCAGGUCCAGGAUACUAACUAACUAACUAACUUAAAAAAAAAAAAAAAAAAAAAAAAAAACACGGCCAAAGUUCCUGUAAGAAUUUUGCAAGAAAUUCCUUAAUGGCUACUAAACCAUGAAGCUUAGAUGCACAGAUACUAGUGGCCCUUUAUUGACAUAUUUGAGCCAGCUGUGAUUAGAGAAACUUAAAAAUAAAUUUUAACUUUUGCACCCAGUGUUUGUUUUUAAGUUGUUACACCCUGAUAAAUGUAAUGUCAAAAUAACUUAGAAAACCCUAAAAUCUGUCAUUCAUGCUCAUGAGUGCAUAUAAACAUCUGAGCCGAGCUGUAUGCAUUUAACCUUUUGUCAGACUUGUUUAAUCUCGUAUUUUUGUUAAGUUUUCUAUAUUUAAGAAAUGGGGCACAGGUUUGAGUUGUAUCAGAACAAUACUGUCUACUUUUGUAUUUUUAUUUAAUAUGAACCUGAUUCUGGUUUGCCAUCCACCUUUUAGGCUUGUUGUCGUCUCGCCACAGUGACAAAAAACAAACUGCAGUCAUUUUUUUUUUUUUUAUUUUUUUUUUACAAAAUAUAAUGCCAGAUUUAACACAGCCAAAUGUUACAUGAAACCACUCGCCAAAGAAAUAUUUUUGAUUUUUUUCGUAUGUUGUUGGGAUUCAUUUGUCAUAUUAUGUCUCAUGUUGUCAAAUUUACAAAAUAUUGAAUGUGUUCAGAAUUUAUUUACAUUAUUUAAAAGGUGAAUACGUUGUUAGUUUUUCUACUGAGGAGCAGAUAGGUGAUUUGUAGGUGAAAUUUAUAUAAAUGUCAGUAAAGCAGGAAAGGAUUUUGACAGAGUUUUACUCAUGGAAUCCAUCUUGAUUUUUCAUCUUUUUGUGUUGAUGUUGAUGAAUUAACUUUAGACUCGUUUAAGUGAAAAUCUCAAGGUCUGUUUGUUCAUUGAAUAUCUCAUUAAAAUCUCAUCCCUGUACAAACAGCAGAUUGAGGGUUUACUGAAAACAGCCUGAACUGCUUUGUCGGCAGAUACCAUCUUUUACCUUUGAGGUAAGACGUGGUCAAAAGUCACCAGUCCUCACAAUUUGUCCAAAUUUCUGCUGCAUCCAACAUCCAACUCUGAGAUUAAACCCUUAUAUUUCGUAAAAUAUCAUUGCUAAAGACAUUAAAUGGAAAAUUUUGCGUAGUUAUUAGCAAAAUCUAAAGAUCCUCUUCAUUCCUGGAAAAAAAAUCUAAAGUUCUGUCAAUAGGAAAAUCAGAAAACUUUGAAACUUGACCUAUUUAUAACUAUCUUAUUUAGAGGCUGAAAUAAAUAAGCAUAUUUUGUGAAGCAACACGUCUUGGUACCUAGAUAAAAGGUUUUGGGUGGUCAAAGAAUUCCCACAUGUCUUUCUUUUUCAAAAAUAUCUGUGCAUAUAGAUACAGGAUGUAAAAUUUAAAAUCUGCUCUUGCGUCAACACAGUCGGUUACCUUUGGUUGGCUUUCCUGUCUUCAGUUACCCAUGCAGUCUAAGUACCUCCAAAGAUCUCUAACCAACUCAGAAAAGUUGGUUAGAAAAUACUGCUUCAUCAUGUUAGCCGCUUCGAGGGGUUAACAUGCUGAGGUGAGUGAAACUUCAUCAGUGCAGACAGAGCAUCUGCAUGGAGUAGCAUGAUAAUAAUAAGUUACGGCAUUACUGGCUCAUAACAUUUGUAGCAGUGGUGCAUAUAUGCAGCAAAUAUGGAACAAUCCAUAGCCCCCCGCAUCAUUUAAAUAUUAAACUGCACAUGCCACAGUAUCACGUUUGAUUAAUAAAAGUGGUGCUGGACCAUUAUUUACUUAAACCUUUGCAUUAUAAAACUUACAGGAUUUCAAGGCAAAUGUGCAAUACAGUGGAGGAGGUACAACAUUAAACAAGCUUUCUAAACUUACUAUUUGCCUUGGUGCUAUUAAACAUUUAUACAUUUAGAAAGAAACUAAUGAAAUUUAGGAUAUGUCCGCUUAUGUUUUACAAAGCUGUGUUGAAGUAUGUCGUAAAAUAGGUUAUACACUACAAUACUCUAAAAUUUUAGUUGUAAUUGUGCACAUGUCAACUUAAAUUUACUACACAUAUGGGCAUUAAAAAGGACCCGAGAGGCUGAAAGAUCCCAGCAAUAGUCUUUCUGACUCUUUUCCAUCUUCAAAAAUAAUUUUUUUGUUUUUGUGAAAUGUGACCCAACAUCAAAAUUACACCUCUUGGGGCUUUAAACCUAUAGUUUGCGGAUUAAAAAAGACCCCAAAAUCAGUUGGACUGGUUUAUAAUUUCAGUGUUUUUGCUCACCGAAUCGGCAGCUUUUAAUUUAUGCAACAAAGAACAAAAUUCCUUUAAAUUGUCUGUUUAAACUGCCCUGUGAACUUGUCAAAUCUUUGAGACGUAAUGUUCUAUAUGCAAAGAAAGUAUCAAACUUCUCAAGUCAUGGUAUAUAUAUAUUGUACAUUUUUAAACAAAGGGAAGAUCAGGCUGUUUUUCGGUAUAUUUAUUUAAGAAUGUAUUUUCUAAAUGUAUCUGUUGCCUUUCAGUUACAUUUAUUAAGACAAAAAUGCCUUUCUGGAAGCAAAAUAUUUCCUAAUGGAGUGUUAAUGGAAGUGUUAAAUAUAUUGCAAAUUUCUUGCUGAACUGUAAAUAAUAGGGGGAAAAAAGUUGAAGAUUUGCUGUCCUAAAACAUGUUUAUAGUAGUUCCAGCUUAAUGUUCAUUGCAAAACUUAUUUUAUCCUCCAUUUUGGAAUCAAAGAAACUGUUUUCAUUGAUCUUCAUAACCUUAAAACCCUGCCGUAAGCGAACAACAGAAAAUUUAUUUUACCUGUACACGAGCACAGCAGCCAAAGUUCAGAUUUACCAUGUUUGUGGGUUUUUGUUUUUCACGUUUUGUUUGUUUUUAGCGUGUUUUUGCUUUGCAUUAACUGUGUUGCACUGUGAGGCCUUUUGCUGCCGAGCAUACAGGCUUAUGAGAUAAAAACGCAUCUAAUAAAGUGUUUUCAGAUACAGCU
Messenger RNA from Fundulus heteroclitus (mummichog), 6885 nucleotides. RefSeq names its product glyceronephosphate O-acyltransferase (gene gnpat). NCBI's taxonomy places the organism in Eukaryota, Metazoa, Chordata, Actinopteri, Cyprinodontiformes, Fundulidae. Gene Ontology annotation, cellular component: mitochondrial membrane; peroxisomal membrane. Gene Ontology annotation, biological process: ether lipid biosynthetic process. Bases 167 to 2215 code for a protein of 682 amino acids. The transcript has 17 exons. Gene Ontology annotation, molecular function: glycerone-phosphate O-acyltransferase activity. The record is from RefSeq and is a predicted model, not a curated record.